AUGCCCAGCACCGCGGGCAGCCGCCGCCGACACCCGCCCGCUGCUAGCCCCGUCCCCGUCCCGCCGGAAGCAGACAGCUUUCCUGCGAGAGCAGGCCGUGAAGCCUCCUGCAGGAAUGCUUUUUGCUAUCAUCUGAAUCUGGGCACCAGGAAAAGGCAGGAAAACACAGAUACGAAUUAUUCUCGGUUCAUCACAACUGUGAGCGCAGCAAGAAAGGAAUCUCCAAUAAGACUUCUGACUGAAUUGAUGCAAAGGUCUCCUCCAUCUCUCAUCUCUCUGGCUGGAGGGGCACCAAACCCUAAUGUUUUUCCAUUUAAGAAGGCUACUGUUGCCAUUGGACAUGGAAAUGCUGUUGAGAUUGGGGAAGAUUUGAUGAAGAGGACUCUUCAGUACUCCGCCUCAGCAGGGAUUCCAGAACUGUUGUCUUGGCUAAAGAAAUUUCAGAGAAAUCUACACAAUCCCCCAACAGCCAACUAUAGUCCUGAGCAAGGACAAAUGGAAAUGUGCAUCACAACUGGCAGCCAGGAAGGCUUGUGCAAAGUAUUUGAAAUGCUCAUUAAUCCUGGAGACAACAUCCUUUUGGAUGCACCUACAUAUGCUGGGACACUAGCAGCUCUGAGACCUUUGGGUUGUAACAUUAUUAAUGUUCCUAGUGACCAACAUGGCAUUAUUCCAAAAGCUCUAAAAGGAAUUCUAUCUGCUUGGAGUCCAGAAGAUAUAAAAAAUCGUAGUCACGGUCUCCCCAAAUUCCUAUACACUAUUCCAAAUGGCUGCAACCCAACUGGCAACUCUCUGACCGCAGAGCGCAAGAAGGAGAUUUACCAGCUUGCAAGAAAAUAUGAUUUCCUUAUAAUAGAAGAUGAUCCUUAUUACUUUCUUCAGUUUGAAAAGCCAUGGGCUCCAUCUUUCCUCUCAAUGGAUUUGGAUGGCCGAGUUAUCAGGACUGACUCUCUCUCUAAAAUUCUCUCAUCUGGGUUGAGAAUAGGUUUUCUGACAGGUCCCAAGCCUCUUAUCGACAGAGUUAUUCUACACAUUCAGGUUUCAACAAUGCACACCAGCACUUUCACACAGAUUAUGAUAUCACAGCUUCUUCAGCAAUGGGGAGAAAAGGGCUUUUUGGAGCAUAUAAACAGAGUUGUGGAGUUCUACAAGACCCAGCGGGAUGCAAUGCUCAUUGCUGCUGACAAGUGGUUAAAAGGCUUGGCAGAAUGGUAUCCUCCUGCUGCUGGCAUGUUCUUAUGGAUCAAAAUUAAGGGAGUUUCUGAUACAGAGCAGCUGAUCAUGGAAAAAGCCUUGCAGAAAGAAGUGUUACUUGUUCCUGGAAGAGCAUUCAAUAUCAAUAGUUCAGAGCCUAGUUCCUAUGUCAGAGCUUCCUUCUCUCUAUCUUCUCCAGCCCAGAUGGAUCUGGCUUUCAGGAGACUGGCUGACCUUAUAAAAGAAGCUUGAUGGAAAAGCUGAACAGAGCUCAUACAGCAAUCAAAAAUAUCUCCAGAAAAUAUUUGUUAACACUUGUAUUUCAUCAGAAUACUUUAAAAACAAGUACAACACUGUGGUUGUUUCC
This is a messenger RNA of Cygnus olor (mute swan), 1561 nucleotides long. RefSeq names its product aminoadipate aminotransferase (gene AADAT). Gene Ontology annotation, biological process: biosynthetic process. The record is from RefSeq and is a predicted model, not a curated record. The coding region runs from base 1 to 1446 and encodes 481 amino acids. Gene Ontology annotation, molecular function: L-kynurenine:2-oxoglutarate transaminase activity; pyridoxal phosphate binding. NCBI's taxonomy places the organism in Eukaryota, Metazoa, Chordata, Aves, Anseriformes, Anatidae. The transcript has 15 exons.